Molecule: messenger RNA, 522 nt
Organism: Megalops cyprinoides (Indo-Pacific tarpon)
Lineage: Eukaryota; Metazoa; Chordata; Actinopteri; Elopiformes; Megalopidae
Product: 40S ribosomal protein S16-like
Exons: 6
Coding region: 40-480 (146 amino acids)
Biological process (GO): maturation of SSU-rRNA from tricistronic rRNA transcript (SSU-rRNA, 5.8S rRNA, LSU-rRNA); translation
Cellular component (GO): cytosolic small ribosomal subunit; ribosome
Molecular function (GO): structural constituent of ribosome; RNA binding
Source: RefSeq, a predicted model, not a curated record
CUUUCGGUCUCUCUGUACGGCUCUAGCGGAACCCGAAACAUGCCGGCUAAAGGUCCCUUGCAAUCAGUCCAGGUUUUCGGGCGAAAAAAAACAGCCACUGCUGUUGCUCAUUGCAAGAGGGGCAAUGGCCUUGUCAAAGUGAAUGGCAGACCGCUGGAGAUGAUUGAGCCAAGCACCCUCCAGUACAAGCUUCUGGAGCCAAUUCUGCUGCUCGGCAAAGAACGCUUUGCUGGAGUGGACAUCAGAGUCCGAGUGAAGGGUGGUGGACACGUCGCACAGAUCUAUGCUAUUCGUCAGGCCAUCUCCAAAGCCCUGGUUGCCUACUACCAGAAAUAUGUGGACGAGGCUUCCAAGAAGGAGAUCAAAGACAUCCUGAUCCAGUAUGACAGGACCCUGCUGGUGGCCGACCCACGCCGCUGCGAGUCCAAGAAGUUCGGUGGACCUGGAGCCCGCGCUCGCUACCAGAAGUCUUACCGUUAAACUCGCUGUAUAUUUUCAUACAAUAAAUGGGGUGGAACUGUU